AUGGAACUGCUUGACGUUGGUCUCGUGGAGUAGGUAAAUUAUGCCGUCUGGAGAUAUUGAGCCUGCGGCUUGCGGGAUCGACCCCACCUUUGGGCACGUUGAAAGUGGCGGAUCGUUUUUACAGCACGUUGGCCCAAGUCUCCUCCCUUUUUAGACUACAACUCAUCGCUGCACUCAGCAACUCAUCCUCCGCCAAUCAUUCCUCAUAAUCGCAGAGCAAUAAUUAUUCCAUCUUGUCGCCCUUUGUAAACAAACCUUUAACAAGCGAAACUCGGGUAAUUCAGGGGUCGCAAACCUACCCCACUUUCCGCCACCAAUAUGGCCUCGACUGAAAUCAAUACCUUGUUUUCGGUGAAAGGUAGAGUGGCACUAGUUACUGGUGGAACGAGUGGGAUUGGCCUUAUGAUUGCAAAGGGUCUCGUGACCAAUGGAACGAAAGUCUAUGUUUGUGGAUUGGAAAGCGAUCCAAUUUCCGAGGUCGAGAAGGAAUUAAAUGAUCUGGGAAAGACGUCUGGUGGGAGUGCUAUAGGAUUUUCAUGCGACCUUACAAGUAAAGAAGGCAUCUUAGCCGUCUCAAAUCACCUCCGAACCACCGAAUCCCAUCUCGAUAUCUUAAUCUCCAACGCCGGCAUCCGUCGCGACCCACCAAUCUCCUGCGACGUCCUCAACGCACCUCUCCCUGAACUCCAAGCCUCGCUAUUGUCGUCCUCCUAUUCAGACUGGAAUGAAUCCUUCCAGAUAAACACCAUGGCGCACUAUUUUCUCUCUGUAGCUCUAUUGGAUUUGUUAGCGAAAGCAGCGGAUAUGGAGAUGGGGGAUGGGAGUAAGGGGAAGGAUCAUGGGAGGGGAGUGGUGGUUAUCACGAGCUCGAUUGCGAGUUUGCAUUAUGCGACGAAUGUGGAUAUGAUGUCUUAUGCGUCGACGAAGGCGGCGACAGAUCAUUUGGUGGGGUUGUUGGCUGCGAAGUAUGCGAGGUGGUAUGUGAGAGUGGUGGGGAUUAAUCCUGGUUGUAAGUAUUCGUCCUAAGUCCCAUUGAAGCGACUGCAACAAGGAGAAGUGCUGAUCAUGGAAGUUGUGCCAAGUAAUAUGAAUCCUAUGGGAACUGGGAAAGGCGCGGACAUCUUUGGUGGCUUGGUUCAAAAGGUUCCAGCGAAAAGAGCUGGCAAUGUUGAUGAUUUGGCUGGUGUGGUUUUGUUCCUUGUCAGUAAGGCGGGGGCGUACAUUGAAGGAAGAAGCAUUGCAAUUGAUGGGGGACG
This is a messenger RNA of Cadophora gregata, 1256 nucleotides long. RefSeq lists its product as uncharacterized. Lineage: Eukaryota; Fungi; Ascomycota; Leotiomycetes; Helotiales; Ploettnerulaceae. The record is from RefSeq and is a predicted model, not a curated record. Gene Ontology annotation, molecular function: oxidoreductase activity. The transcript is spliced from 3 exons. The coding region runs from base 319 to 1026 and encodes 235 amino acids.